Messenger RNA from Penicillium macrosclerotiorum, 474 nucleotides. RefSeq names its product Ctf8 family protein. Bases 1 to 474 code for a protein of 157 amino acids. The record is from RefSeq and is a predicted model, not a curated record. Gene Ontology annotation, biological process: mitotic sister chromatid cohesion. The transcript has a single exon. Lineage: Eukaryota; Fungi; Ascomycota; Eurotiomycetes; Eurotiales; Aspergillaceae. Gene Ontology annotation, cellular component: Ctf18 RFC-like complex.
AUGCCCUCGAUCCAGUUGCACCCGCACCCCUCGGGACCCGCCACAAGUGCUACGGCCACAGCCCCGUCCUAUCCGAUCAACAACCCACUCCCCCAACUUCUCCGCACACCCUCCGGUCUCGCUCUUCUUGAGCUACAGGGUACAAUUAACGUGCCAACCUCGGACAAUGAGCAAGCCGAGUAUGCCAACGAAUUUGAUGCCGAAAAAUCUGUCUCCUACGAAACUCCGAUCGGAAAGCUCAUGUUCCCAGACUACUCGCCCCAGAAUCCCGAUGACACCAAGUGGAUGAAACGGGCAUACCUGUACGUCGGGCGGUACCAGCGCAUGACUGGAGAGGUGAAGAAGCUUCCGCGGCCGAUCGCGGUGCUGCAGAAGCGAGCUGAGAGUGCUGGGGUGGAGGAGCUGGAGGUGGUGGAGAUCGUGCGGUACAAAGUGUUUUUCAAGAAUCGCCCAGAGCCAGUGAAUGAUGUUUGA